AAAGAAUUCCAUCUGUACACACAGAGAGUUUGUGAUGAGAGCUGAGCGUUUUUGGUACAUGGGAUGGACUUUACUGAAGCCCAGAAUGCUAUCCUCGGACUUUUGGGAAACGUGUCUGUGGACGCUUUACCUAAAAUUAUCCAUUGGAUGAGAGCAAGCAGUGACUUUGAAGACUUCAUCAUUAGCAACAAUGAUGUAAUACUGAGAAGUAUUUCAGAGGACUUACGAAGCAGCUUACCUGUGGAUGCGAUGGUUAGCUCAGAGAGUCAAGCAAUUCAAACUAUUCAGAAUCUCAAGCAGCCAACUCUUCACGUCGAUGCUUUCCUUUAUGACGAUGAGACUGUUGAUACCUUGUGCAACGAGGGGAAGAUGAGUCGUAACUAUUGUUUAUCUUGCGGUUCUACACAUACUGCAGCCAUUGAUUUUUUGUCCCAUUCUUUUUCUCUUCUGGAGCUCAAGUUUCUUUUCCAACAUGUGUUACCUGACUUGACUGGGAAGACAUUAAUAGAUGUUGGUUCAAGACUUGGUGCUGUCCUGUAUGCGGGUUAUGUGUAUAGCUCAGCCAAUCAUUUAUAUGGAGUGGAAAUUAAUGCUGAAUUUUGUGAUCUGCAAGAGAAAACAAUACAGAAAUAUCAGUUUUCGGACAGAAUCAAGGUAUACCAGUCGGACAUAUGCAGUCAGAAGUCCCUUCUUCAAGAUGCAGAUGUGGUUGUCUUAAAUAAUGUGUUUGAAUAUUUUCUCGAGAAAGAAAACCAAUUGAAAGCAUGGGCUUUUCUGAAUGAGAACUUAAGGAAGAGAGGAACCCUUUUAGUGACUGUACCAAGCUUGAAGGAAUCUCUGGGAAAGUUACAGAUGAAUAUUGAUUUAGGUCAUUGGGUGGAAGAAAUUGAUUUGCACACAAACGUCUAUUUAGGAGAAGAAUUGGAUCAGCAAGCACUGAAUGACAUUCAUCUCUACGCCGUCCGAUAGCAGUGGUUCUAAUGUAGCUGGUUUUUGGUUUGGGACAGUUUGGUCAACUUAGAAAUACAGUAAGCCUCAGGGACACUACAUAUUAUUUAUUUACAUGGGGCUGUGUAUCCUACUUUAGGACUCCUCAACCUUUUACAGCUGACCGCCACUACUAUCAGGUUUACGUAAACCAAGUGCCCCUGAAAUUAAACUUUUAAGCCAAAACAUAUUCCCUUGUAGCAACUAUUUAGCAUCAAAUUCACAUAUACAAUGCAGGCAGAUUUUACUCAAAAUACACAGUGUUUGGUUAAUAUUUUACUUGCAAAAAAUACACCAGA
Pelobates fuscus (common spadefoot toad) is the source of this 1286-nucleotide messenger RNA. RefSeq lists its product as uncharacterized. NCBI's taxonomy places the organism in Eukaryota, Metazoa, Chordata, Amphibia, Anura, Pelobatidae. The record is from RefSeq and is a predicted model, not a curated record. The transcript is spliced from 8 exons. The coding region runs from base 64 to 969 and encodes 301 amino acids. Gene Ontology annotation, molecular function: S-adenosylmethionine-dependent methyltransferase activity.